Messenger RNA from Cyprinus carpio (common carp), 1006 nucleotides. It is a transcript of the gene cb6h22orf23, whose product is annotated as chromosome B6 C22orf23 homolog. The record is from RefSeq and is a predicted model, not a curated record. NCBI's taxonomy places the organism in Eukaryota, Metazoa, Chordata, Actinopteri, Cypriniformes, Cyprinidae.
ACUUUUGUGCACUCGUCCCCGACCAUGGAUCAUAAAGCGAAGAGGAACAUCACAGGAUCGAAACAUGAGUUGACAGAGAACUGAGAACAAAUGGAACUUUACAAAACUGCUGAACCAGAUCGAAAUCUAUUUGAAUUUCUCAACUCAAAAGCAACUCUAAACACGCUACGCACGUUGUUUUCGUUUUUUUUCCGUGAGACUCUGUGCUCUGUUGGAUUGAUUGUUUUGUAUGUUUUGCUUGUGUUACCAUAGCAACUAACGUUACUCGGCUUCUUUUGCGUUAUCUGCUUAUUUCUCGUUUAUGUGAGGUAACGAAUAAUGGCCAGCGGAUCAAAAUAUAAGGAACACAGAGUCAAUCACUACAGAACAGAGACACGACAAUUAAUACAAAUGAUGAUGCAGGAGUCUCGUCUAACAGACUUUCAGCAGAGGCAGAUCAAUAAUCAGCUGAAAAAUGGCGGCGCUCUUCCACUAACAUUUAAUCUCACGCCGUUUGAGCCCAGUGUUCAGUCAGAGCCCAGAGUCACUAGAGUGAACGCACUGAUUGGUCACCAGCAGAGACGCAGUGCAGAAAGAUGCCGUGCUGGAGAUAAUUACACACGAGAACAGUUCAAGCCUAGAGCAAUACGAGAUCAAGAGAAAGAGAAGAGACAGCUACAAAAUCUUUUUUCUACUGGUCAAAAGGAUGUUGGGCCAACUCACUCCCAAAGAGAUUCCACAGAGAGAAAAGAGCAACAGAUGGAUCGAUUCCAAGAGGUUCUGGAUGAGAUUGAGGAGAGGAAGCAGUUUUUAGAGGAUAUGACGGCAUUGGGAAAAGGUCCCCAGUACCAGCAACUCAUCAACACAGAGAUUUCCCAGAAAAUCCGUGAACUUGAAGAGAUUGACAGGAAACGCAGUGAAGAAAUAAGCACACUCAAGCUAGUUGGAAAAAAGGAACAAAGCAAAGAGAGGGAUAGAGAAGGUGAAAAUAUGAAUUGUUAGACAUCUAUGAGUAAUAAAAUUACUU